CUAUGGAGGAUGAAUCCAGGCGACGAGAUGAAGGAGUAUGAAAUGCAGGUCAUCACCUUUGGAGCCAAAUGUUCACCGGCCUCUGCUCAAUAUGUGAAAAAUAGAAACGCACUUGAAUUUAAGGAAUCGUAUCCAGAUGCGGUGAAUGCCAUUAUUAAAAACCAUUAUGUGGACGAUUUGGUGCAUUGUUUUUCAUCCGAAGAAUCGGCUGUGAGAGUCGUGAAGGAGAUAGUUGACAUUCACAAAAAGGGAGGAUUCGAACUGAGAAAGUUUGUGUCCAAUUCGAAAUUCUUCAACAAGGUUUUUGGUAACGAACAAGUAGCUGAACCCAUAACUCUUGAUAGGGAUGAAUCUUCGCAUUAUCAAAAGGUCCUGGGAAUGUACUUGUGUACACGCAGCGACGAAUUUGGGUUCUCACUUUCGUUUAACAAAAUUGACGCAUCAAUCUUUUCAGAAUCAAGAAUACCGUCUAAGCGAGAAGUAUUGCGAGUGGUUAUGUCUGUGUUUGACCCAUUUGGAAUUCUAGCCGAAUAUUCCCUGAUCGCUAAACUGCUUCUGCAGUCAAUAUGGCAAAGGCGAACAGGGUGGGACCAGCCAAUUGAGGGCGACGAUAUAAAGCAAUGGAAAUGUUGGUUGCGCAGCCUAAGCCAAGCAUGCAAGAUAAGGAUACCCCGAUGUUACGCUGAAGAGGUCUUUGGGGAACCAAUUGAACUACACAUAUUUUGCGAUGCGAGUGAGUCAGCUUAUGCAGGAGUUGGAUACUGGCGCAUACGUUCGAAAUCUGGAUGGAAGUCCGCAUUUAUAAUGGGAAAGACCAAGUGUGCCCCAAUGAAACUAUCCACCAUACCCAGGCUCGAGCUACAGGCGGCAGUGCUAGGAACUCGUCUCAGGAAAUGUAUUCUUGAGGGUCACGACGUCAACCCCAAAUGUGUCCACAUGUGGUCCGAUUCCAAGACUGUCUUAGCAUGGAUUAAAUCAGAUCACAGAAAAUAUAAGCCAUAUGUAGGACACAGAAUUGACGAGAUACUUGAAGCCACAAGGUUGGAAGAUUGGCAUUGGGUGCCUACUAAGGAUAACCCGGCAGACUUUGGCACCAAACUCAGAUCUGGAACUCGAGAAACCUCCUGGUUGAGAGGCCCUCAAUUCCUUCAAGAGGACGCAAGUCAAUGGAACCUAGGAACUUCAGACGUUGGUGACACGGAACUGGAACUAAGAAGCAAGUUUACGUUAUUAAUCAAUGAGAUGUCUUCAGAUGGAUCUGUCAAUAUCGUAUUCAGGGAGUUGCUGGAAAGGUUCUCUUCAUUUACAAGGCUGAUGCGAGUUGUCGCUUGGGUCUACAGGAUGUGUGAUCGUAAGAUCAAACGAAAGGUCUACCUUGAUGUAGCUGACAUUGAAGAAGCUGUACUCAUAGUGAUCCGCAAUGUACAGGAUGUUGCAUUUCAUGAUGAGCGGGUGGCGCUAUUGACUGGACAGUGCAUCGAAAAGAACAGGUAGCUGUGGAAGUUGUCUCCGAUCAUAGACGGAAGAGGAGUGAUUCGAAUGAAUGGGCGUAUUAAUAACGCAUGUUCGGUUGGAGAAGAAACCAGGCGUCCAAUAUUAAUUCCCCAAGGGCAUCACGUUACAAAAUUGAUCGUGCGACAUUAUCACGAGCUAUGGAAACACCAGAAUGAAAACACAAUUAUAGCAGAAAUACGCAGAAAGUACCACAUACCACACUGCCGACAGGAGGUUCGCCGUGCAGCUAGAAAUUGUAUGACUUGUAAAAUCCAGAGAGCUUCACCAAAAAUGCCAUUAAUGGGACAACUUCCUAAGGACAGACUCUCUCCGUACGCACGCCCAUUCUCAUAUGUUGGAAUCUACUAUAUAGGACCGUUUCUGGUUGUAAGAGGAAGGAGUACCGAGAAACGCUGGAUAUGCAUAUUUACAUGCCUUACAAUAAGAGCAAUUCAUUUGGAAAUUGCCAGGGACCUGACAACAGAUAUGUGUCUUCGAGUAUUGCAUAACUUCAUGGUGCGGCGCGAAAGACCAGUAAGAAUCCGAUCUGACAAUGGUACCAAUUUGGUGGGAGCUGAGCGUGAAUUGAAAAGAGAAUUACAGGACCUCGAUCACACUAGAAUAGCGAACGAGUUGUCAAACAAGCAGAUCGAAUGGCUGUUUAAUUGCCCGCUAAGCCCCCAUGCAGGUGGGUGCUGGGAAAGAUUGGUACGCAGUGUGAAGAGGGCCAUAGGACAAGCGCUGCAUGACAAAAACCUGAAAGAAGACAUACUGUAUAGCCUAAUGUGUAACGCUGAAAACAUAGUAAAUUCCAGACCGCUUACACACAUUGCUCUGGAUAACCCCACAGACAAUCCGAUAACCCCUAAUCACUUUCUUUUAGGUUCUCCCAAUUCUAGCCAGACACCACAUCCACAAGAGGAGAAGUACCAGCCAACUCGAAAGGAAUGGCGCAUCGCUCAGCAGAUCUCACACUCAUUUUGGAACAAGUGGCUCAAUGAGUACCUACCAGACCUAUGCAGACGGACAAAGUGGCAUCACCCAGUGCCACCACUCGCUGAAAUGGACAUUGUUCUUACCUGUGAUAAGAACCUUAAUCGAUCUCAAUGAAAAAAGGGAGUUAUUCUAGCAGUCACGCCUGGACGCGACGGACAGGUUCGCUCAGCCACUGUAAAGACGACGGCUGGAGUUCUACACCGCCCAACCUGUAUGCUGGCAAAGCUAGACAUAUUGUGAAUCACGAGCGUGCUUGAUUCACGGUGGUGGGGAUGUUGUCGAGAAAUAUUAGCUUAUAUAUACUUAGUUUUAAGCAAGGGCACAGAUACCCUACAUAAAGAAAAAAGAGAGAAGAAAAAUGGCCACACUAUGAAAAGACAAGAAGGUCACAUUAGUUUGAGCAGUCGAAGAAAGAGCGGGGAGAAAAGACGAAGCGAAAUAAAACGCAACCAACGCCUAAGAUAAGAUAAGCGAUUGUGUUUUAUCCGCAAUUCUCACGUUCCUGGACUAAACAUCUUUUAUUUCGCAUCUUGGAAGCCAAUGACGCUAGAGUUCUUGGAGUUUGUAUGAAGACGGGCAGAGACUCGUGGUGCAAGCACUGAAGUAUACUGGACAUUGGAGAAGCGACGGAACCCACAAGGAGACGGUCAUCUCGCUCGUGGGUGGAUAAUAAACAUUGCAGAACACGAAGGCCAACGUGGGUGCGCAAGUCAGGCAGCUGAAAAAAGCGCACAUUUAUAUGUAUGUAUGUAUGUAUGCACAUACUGCCAUCUCGCUCUAACCAACGAAGUUCUUGCGGGCCAGCAACUAGAGGUUUGAGUGCGCAGUUGGCUGAUGAAAUCGAGUGAAAAUGUCUGGAUUGUGGUUUGUUUGCUAAGUGCCAAUUUGAUUGUUGAUUUGGGAAGAGGUUAGUCUGCGGGUGAUGAUUACCAGAGCAAUGAGCAAAUUAAGGGUAACGGAUGAAAUGGACGAGGACAACGUUGAGAUGGGAAAAGUGGAAAGAGAAACCGCGCAAGGUGAAGCCUCAAAUAUGGAGGGGGCCGGGCCCGGCACAUCAAAAGAAGCCCAAUCACAUGGCGUUGUUAACGUUAUGAUGGAGAUGUGGCGCCAAAUGCAAGAAGGUCAGCGGGCCAAUGCAAUGCAAAUGCAGCAGUUCCAAAUGGAAGUUCUGCGGAUGAAUCAAAUUCAAAUGGAAAAAACUAAUAUACUUCUGCGAUCCCUUGGUAUUAGUGGAAGGACAACUGGCGAGCCAGGACCACAAUCAACCACGGCUGAGCCCUCAGUGAUAUCAGACGCAGUCCCAUCACCAAGGCAACCGGUUCCUUCUCAGGAAACGCAAAGAAAAUUGUACGAUCUACCGGAGUUUAAUGGUGCUCCUGAAGAGUGGCCAAUGUUCAACGAAGCUUUCACUAUGACCACUGCAGAGUACGGAUACAGUGACAGUCAAAAUUUGUUACGCCUCCAAAAGGCAAUAAAGGGCAAGGCUAGGGAGACCGUUGAAUGUUUGCUUAUUCACAGUUCUAACGUUUCAAAUAUGUGCUCGCGCUACCAGAUUCGACCUUAAUCGCUGAUAAGACAGCAUCGAUGUCCGUUAUACCAGUUUGAGAUGAUCAGAGUGCAAUCCGCAAACCGGUUACAUCCGGCUGUCCUCCAACAAUCGUCAAGCCCCCCUUUACAGGGUAUGGGGUUUCAAUUAAACAUAUUACAACACGUU
Messenger RNA from Drosophila miranda, 4204 nucleotides. RefSeq lists its product as uncharacterized. Gene Ontology annotation, molecular function: nucleic acid binding. NCBI's taxonomy places the organism in Eukaryota, Metazoa, Arthropoda, Insecta, Diptera, Drosophilidae. The transcript has 2 exons. The record is from RefSeq and is a predicted model, not a curated record. The coding region runs from base 10 to 1494 and encodes 494 amino acids.